This is a messenger RNA of Kalmanozyma brasiliensis GHG001, 1179 nucleotides long. Its product is annotated as NAD(P)-binding domain protein. The transcript has 2 exons. The coding region runs from base 1 to 1179 and encodes 392 amino acids. Gene Ontology annotation, cellular component: mitochondrion. Gene Ontology annotation, molecular function: protein-containing complex binding. The record is from RefSeq and is a predicted model, not a curated record. NCBI's taxonomy places the organism in Eukaryota, Fungi, Basidiomycota, Ustilaginomycetes, Ustilaginales.
AUGGUUCACCUGGUUAGAACAAGCGCGGCGCAGGCUGCUUCAUCGGUCUUGCGUUCCGAGGUUCGCUCUUCUCUUCUUCGUGGUGCCCAGGUCGCCCAGGCUCGCAGUGUCCACGAUCUCACCAUCAACCGAAAGACGGGCAAGCCCAUCAUCAAGUCGGGACCUUACGGAGGUGGACGAUCUUCCGUAUCGGGACACGUCGUGACGGUCUUUGGUUGCACCGGCUUCCUCGGACGCUACGUUGUCAACCGUCUCGCGCAGAAGGGCUCGCAGGUCAUCGUUCCGUACCGUGAUGAGGACGAGAAGAGGCACUUGAAGGUGAUGGGAGACCUUGGACAGGUUGUGCCCAUGGAGUGGGACCUCAGGCACGACGAGCAGAUCGAGGAGUGCGUGCGUCACUCGGAUGUGGUUUACAACUUGACCGGACGACACUACGAGACCAAGAACUUCACCUUCAACGAUGUUCACGUCACGGGUGCUCAGCGCAUUGCUCAGAUCGCCGAGGCUGCUGGUGUCGGCCGCUUCAUUCACGUCUCGCACCUCAACGCUGCCGCCGACUCGCCGUCUGCUUUCCUGCGAUCCAAAGCGGAAGGCGAGGCUGCUGUCAAGCGUGCUUUCGAAGGCGCUACCAUCGUUCGACCCGGUACCAUGUGGGGUCACGAGGACCGCUUCCUGAACCAGAUGGCCGUCUACCCUUACGCAUGGCGCGUCAACCACGGCAAGACCAAGAUGCGCCCCGUCCACUCGCUCGACGUUGCCCGCGCGCUCGAAAAGAUGCUCGAGGCCGACGUCACCUCGAUGGGCGCCACCUUCUCGCUCGCCGGCCCCAAGGAGUACACUACUGCUCAGAUCCUGCAGCUCGUCGAGUCGCUCAGCUUCACCUCGCUCGCCAAAACCGGACUCAACACGCCCAAGUUUGCUCUCAAGCUCGCCGCUAAGAUCGCCGACCUCGCAUGGUGGCCCAUGAUCUCGCCCGACGAGGUGGUGCGACGCUACAUCGACGACCUGCCCGACGCGCCUGGCACCAAGAGCUGGGCCGACCUCGCCAUGACCCCGGACACACUGGAGGAGACCGCCGCACCGUACCUCAGGAGAUACCGACCGGCAACAAGGUUCGAGCAACCCCUCGAGUCGGGCGGUGCUCACCUCAAGAAGCCCAAGUACCACGUUCUCGACUGA